Bolinopsis microptera is the source of this 5151-nucleotide messenger RNA. RefSeq names its product pleckstrin homology domain-containing family A member 8-like. Gene Ontology annotation, biological process: intermembrane lipid transfer; positive regulation of mRNA splicing, via spliceosome. Gene Ontology annotation, cellular component: cytoplasm; spliceosomal complex. Lineage: Eukaryota; Metazoa; Ctenophora; Tentaculata; Lobata; Bolinopsidae. Bases 2917 to 4308 code for a protein of 463 amino acids. The record is from RefSeq and is a predicted model, not a curated record. Gene Ontology annotation, molecular function: lipid transfer activity; RNA binding. The transcript is spliced from 11 exons.
AUCUAAUCACACAUUUAACUGUAUCAGCAGCUCUAGUCCCAGGGCACACCAUACAAUUCAAGAAUGUAUAUCCACAGGUCUGUACUCCUCAACAAAGAUUGUAGCCCCACGUUAAUUCAUUUGCAACUGUCUGAACCCUCGAAGAUGGUGCCAUGCCUGAAAAUCAAAUGAUGAAUUAAUACAUUGAAUCCAGCACUAAUCAACCAACUAGGCCACGUGCUUAUGUCCGAAUAUAACAUAGAAAAUGACCUAUUACAUGUAUUCCCUAUUCACUUAACGUGUGUUUUUACGAUUCUAGUUUCUGCAACUCUAUUCAAAAAGUCCUGAAUUUAACAUUUUUUCGAUAAUUCGCCACUUAUGUUCUGGAUCUUUGAAAUAGCUGACUAUUUUAACUCCGGAAUAUGCCCUGACUUAUGAUUCUAAUCUGGUCUGCAGGCGCAGGUGGAAGGUUCACUGCAUCCUGUCAUAGGUAAAUCUUGGAGUUUACUGGAGCUAGAGUAACAUGUUGACUAUUAAUGCUGCUAGAAGAGUAAUACGAACACCUAGUCAAUCUUACGCAAGGAAUGUUAUCCUAUGCUAGUAAUGGUUGAGUUGACACUGUAUUUUAUUUGUAAGAUUAUAUCUAAAUUAAACCCCAAACUUUCGAAGGAUUAACGACCAAUGAUUUUGCAAAACGUUUGUGUUGUUAAAUUGCUUUCUGUGUUUGUAAAUUUAUCUGCAACUUAUUUAUAACCCUUGUAUUUACGCCUUCAGUUUACAAAUCAGUGAAACACAAAUAUAGUAUAUGUUUGCUAUGUACAUGCAAUAUUGUAAUCUAGAUAAAUGUUAGCGAUUCUAGGAUUAUAAUACUCAUUAAUGCAUCCAUCAAUGACCGCCAUAGGGCUGUUGGAUAUCAGAUGUUAAUUUAGGUAAUCUAUCCUUAUUUAUGACAGAUCCUUAAAACACAUGUUUUAGUAGUUGCCGGCUAUGUCUUCUCUAAUAGCUAAGUAUCAUGGCUCUGCAGACUCUCCUAAUGUUGAUCUUUCCAUGAAGCUCUUCGUUGGGCAGGUUCCUAAGAAUAUGGAAGAGAACGAACUUCAGCCCUAUUUUCAGAAGUAUGGUCCAAUAUCGAGUGUUAAGGUCUGCCGUGAUCGAGAUUCAAAGAACCAUAAAGGUUGUGCCUUCGUGACUUUUGAGAAUCUAGAUCAUGCUGACGAAGCUUUACAUGAAAUGCAUGAUAGAGUAGCACUGCCUGGUGCAAAGAAAGAAAUGCAGAUUAAACCAGUUCACAUUGAAGACGAAAAGAAAUUUGAGAAAAGAUUAUUUGUAGGAAUGAUUUCCAAAUCAUUGACCACCCCAGAAUUGGAGGACAUGUUUUCAAAGUUUGGAGAAAUUUCGGACUGCAAUAUUUUGAACUCUCAGGACAAAACCAGUCGUGGAUGUGGGUUUAUCAAGUUCGAAAAAGCUAGUAGCUGUCUGCUUGCUAUUAAAGAGGUACAUCACAGCCAGACUAUGGAUGGUUGUAACUCUCCCAUAGUUGUGAAGCACGCUGAUAGUCCAGCAGACAAGAUGAAACGUCAGGCAGGACCAGGAUAUGAGGAGAGGCCAAGUAAAAGACCCUUCAUGCCUCAAGGUCCAGGACCAUACUCCCAACCUCCUCCACCGCCUCACUUCAACCACCCUCCACCACCACCAGCUCAACAGAACUCCACUGCAAUGGCCCUAAUCAAUGCCUUCACUCCGCUUCUAGCCACAGUUGCUGAGCAAAACAGUCCUGGCACAACCAAAAUGCUUGUCAAAUCGAUUGAAAUUGCACUGAAUGCUCUGCAACAUGAGAACAGUCCAUCCGCCCACACAGCUCUUGUUUCAAUUGCAAGUAACCUCUCUGUCGCUGUAGCCAACAACCUCUCUCGUGCCCAACCUCCAAGCACUUACAACAGUGCAGCUUACAACGCGAGCGCCGGAGACUACAACCAGAACAAUACUCAAGAGUAUCAGCAGUACAACUACCAGUACCAAAGUCAAGGAAGUGGUUACUCCGGCACUGGAUCUUACUAUAACAACCAGCAGCCCAAUGGUAAUCACCACCAACAUUACAACUACUCCAGUAGACCUAACUGAUGAGAUACCAUGCCGAAACUAACAGUGGAGUAUAAAAAACAAGCAGUCCCAGCGUUUAUUGCAAGAUUUAAAGCAGAAACUGGCUAUCAAGAGCAUGAUAUAAAGGAUAAACAUGGAGAUUUGGACGACGACGGCAAAGAAUUGAAAGAUCGAGACGAUGAGCGACCACAAGUAGUUCAACUGUCACAGAAUGAUAUGACAGCUGAGGAAGCGAAACAGCACUGGGACAAGGAAGAGGCAUCUGGAAAGAAGACUGACGAUCUCAGUGAAGGAAAGGAACAAGAAGAAGAAAUCGAGGAGCCGUGGGACGGAAAAUUUAAAUUCAGGAAAUCAACGAAACGUCCAAGUACUGAAUUAGACUUCAAUGUCAGUAAAAAGAAGAAAUCUGCCGACAGAAAGAAGGAGAAGAAGGAGAAAAAGAAGGGUGUUAAAAACAAAAUGCUACUGUCAUUUGGUGAUGAUGAGGAAGAAGAAGAGGAAGAAACUUGAGGACGGAUGAAUGGACUUUAGAAUUAAUGUCUUCGACAAUUCUUUCAAGAAUACUUUAAAGAAAGAUAAAAAUGAAAUUGAAAAGUCGUCAGACGGUGAAAUAAAUGAUGGAGAAAUGAUCAAUUGAGCAAACUAAAGUUUCUUGUGGAAUCUACUGCCGUUAUUGAGAGCUUGCAGAUCCGAAAUUGAAUACUUGCUACCAAGCUGAAUGUUCGAUUUAUUAGCUUCAAGUUAGGGGUCCCACAUGAAAUGAACCUUAAAUAAAGAACAAGCCCCCGGAUCUCAGCUACAACUAUGACGUCACCUAUCUAAAGAUGACGUCAGAACAUGGUGUCACAGGAAGGAUAUCAGGGUUACGUCUGGAAGUGGACUAAUUACUUUGGGGGUUGGCAACAAAGGUGGUUUGUACUGAAAGGUGGCUCGCUGACCUACUACAAGGAUGCUAACACGACAGACACAGGUUGUAGAGGUAGCUUCAAACUAGAGGCCUGCAACAUUGUAGUGCAUCCUGUAGAUCCCCUGAGGUUUGACCUGACAACAUCAUCCCAAAGAAUCUACCUGAAAACCAACACAAAACCCUGCCGUCAACGCUGGAUAAUACAGCUCGGCACAACAAAAGCAAACAUAUCAGAAGAAAUGCCAGAUGUAGCAACAGUAACACUGUCCUCGUUUAACGAACAUAAAACAGAACUGAAAACUGUAAGGUUACUACUCUCCGAACAGAUCGAUGAGAUCUACAACAUUUGUAAUUCUGAGGAAAUCGACAAGGAUAUGUUGAAACAAAGCCAAGCCAUGGUAAACGAACUGUGUGAAGAGUUCAUGAAAACACUGGACUCGUGCACCAACAACAUGAUCGGAGAUCACAGAGACUGCUCGACUCCGUUAGUUAACCGUUCCGCUUCUCAAAGCUUCAGCGAGCCCAACCAGCUACUUUCUCUGGGUUCAUACGUUCCUCCUAGUAGACAGAAUUCCGGGAUGUCCAACGCGAGCUCUGAGAAUUUAGGGCCUGAUGUUUUGUUGGAUCGGAGUAGUCCGGAUAGAUCUUCAAGUCGGACCUCCGGAGAUUUCCACGCGGCGGGUAUUAAACGCGCGGAAAAGUUGCCCAGCACUUACUUUCUUAGUAUUGCGGACAGGUUCGAGGAUUUGUAUUUGAAGGCGGACGCUAUCCCUACUGUAGCUUUUCUUGAUGCGUGUGCUGCUAUUCCCAAACUACUGAUAACAGUGGGGGGUAAAGCUGUGAUAACCCUUUCUAUAGACAUCUCCAACAAUAUCAGCAAGAUACAGACAAAACAGAAACUACAUCCCAGUAAAUCAGAGACUCUCCAGUCUAUGAUACAUCUGGAAAUAGGAACCCAGACAACGCACGCUAAGCACAGUGCUACAACAGCCCUGCUCUGGCUACAGAGGGAGCUGGCGUUUGUUAAGGAGCUACUGAUAGCCAUUGCUGAGACUCAAGGAGUGUCUGAUAUGUCCGCAAAGUUUAUAGAAUGCUACGAGAGAACACUGAGGGCACACCACAACAUGAUGUCACGGAGUGUUUAUACUGUAGCUGCUAAAGCUAUUCCUUACAGAGAGGAUAUGUUGCGGGCACUAGGACACGACGGUUUGGCUCACACAGACACAGCGGUUUUCACCGACCUACACACGUACGGUAACGCAAUAGGGACUGUUGUCAAAUACAUCGAAACAUUUUAUAUUAACAACAAACUCCUCGCCUGAUCUUGAGAUGAUAGGGCACGUGAUAGCUUUCAGCCAAUCAAGGUAGAUGUGAGUCAUGUGACUAGCAAGGGCCCGGGUUCCCUGAUAAGAAGGAUCAAAAAGUGGAAAUAAUUCUACCUCUAUAUUUUAAUUUGCCUGAAUGAUGGCUCACUUUCUUUAUUCGAUAACUUUCUUAUAAAACAUUUCUGUUUAAAACGAAUGAAUCACUGUACAAAUUAUUUUUCAUGUUUGCAUGUAUUUAAAGGCCGCGCCUUAUAUCACACUAUUUUCAUCGUUUUUUAUUAAGUUUAUUUGCUUUUACGAAAUAUAUUUCUUUGAAUGAUUCUCUUUGGUAAAACAUGUACAUUUUUUGUGAAUUGCAUUUAUGUAAAAAUUGUGAACUGAACAUUGUGCAUAAAAUCUCGAAUUGAAAGUAUAUUACAGUUUUAUCAGAUCUUCUGUAAUGUAAAUGAUAAUUUAGAUUUUAGUUUGACAAUUUAAUGUUAAUUCACUUGUAAUUGUAAAUUGUAAACGUAGUUUUUCGUUAUCAGUUAACACUUGUUAUCUAACUUUCGUUAAAUUGACGGUAGUUAUUUGUAUUAAAUGGGGAAGUUUGUGAAUGUUUGUUACCCAUCUGUAAUUAAACGUCAUGCUAUUUCAAGAAAAUGGGUGUGUGAAUUGAGUAAUACUAUAGCUUGGAAAAAAGAAAGAUUAAAAAAACUACCAUUGAAGAAGAGGUAAAUAAUUGAUUGUGUCUUGACCUGUGCUUGAAUUGUUUGCAUCGAUAAUUGUAAUAGAUUAAGUUUACUUCUAGUGCUCUUUCAGAUAAUCACUUAAAGUUUCAAAUGAGUUUUGUGUUAUCAA